AUGGAGAAAUCAUGUUCCUUGCUGGUACAUUUUGACAAGGGGACACCGGCCCUUGCAAAUGAGAUCAAGGAAGCCCUUGAAGGGAAUGAUGUUGAAGCUAAGAUUGAUGCCAUGAAAAAUGCUAUAAUGCUUUUGCUAAAUGGUGCAACCCUGCCUCAGCUCUUCAUUACUAUUGUGAGAUAUGUGUUGCCCUCUGAAGAUCAUACUGUUCAAAAGUUGUUGCUGCUCUAUCUGGAGAUCAUUGAUAAGACUGAUGGUAAAGGACGUGUCUUACCCGAGAUGAUAUUAAUCUGCCAGAACCUGCGGAAUAAUCUUCAGCACCCUAAUGAAUAUAUCCGUGGUGCAACACUAAGGUUCCUCUGCCGGCUCAAUGAGGUGGAGAUCAUUGAACCUUUGAUCCCAUCCAUUAUGUCAAACUUGGAGCAUCGACACCCUUAUGUUAGGAGAAAUGCAAUUCUUGCUGUUAUGUCCAUUUACAAGCUCCCACAAGGCGAACAUCUCUUGGUUGAUGCACCAGAGACGGUUGAGAAGUUUCUAUCAACGGAGCAGGACCCAUCGGCUAAGAGGAAUGCAUUCUUGAUGCUUUUUAAUUGCGCUCAGGACCGUGCUAUUAGUUACCUCUUGACCAAUGUUGACAGAGGGACACCGGCCCUUGCAAAUGAGAUCAAGGAAGCCCUUGAAGGGAAUGAUGUUGAAGCUAAGAUUGAUGCCAUGAAAAAUGCUAUAAUGCUUUUGCUAAAUGGUGAAACCCUGCCUCAGCUCUUCAUCACUAUUGUGAGAUAUGUGUUGCCCUCUGAAGAUCAUACUGUUCAAAAGUUGUUGCUGCUCUAUCUGGAGAUCAUUGAUAAGACUGAUGGUAAAGGACGUGUCUUACCCGAGAUGAUAUUAAUCUGCCAGAACCUGCGGAAUAAUCUUCAGCACCCUAAUGAAUAUAUCCGUGGUGUAACACUAAGGUUCCUCUGCCGGCUCAAUGAGGUGGAGAUCAUUGAACCUUUGAUCCCAUCCAUUAUGUCAAACUUGGAGCAUCGACACCCUUAUGUUAGGAGAAAUGCAAUUCUUGCUGUUAUGUCCAUUUACAAGCUCCCACAAGGCGAACAUCUCUUGGUUGAUGCACCAGAGACGGUUGAGAAGUUUCUCUCGACAGAGCAGGACCCAUCUGCUAAGAGAAAUGCAUUCCUGAUGCUUUUUAAUUGCGCCCAGGAGCGUGCUAUUAGUUACCUCUUGACCAAUGUUGACAGAGUAUCGGACUGGGGUGAACUACUGCAGAUGGUUGUCUUGGAGCUGAUCCGAAAAGUUUGUCGGACAAACAAAGAUGAAAAAGGGAAAUAUAUAAAAAUCAUUAUAUCUCUGCUGAAUGCCCCUUCAGCAGCUGUCGUAUAUGAAUGUGCUGGAACUCUUGUUUCUUUGUCUUCUGCUCCAACAGCUAUUAGAGCUGCAGCCAACACAUAUUGCCAGCUUCUUCUGUCCCAGAGUGACAAUAAUGUUAAGCUCAUAGUGCUUGACCGCCUAAACGAGAUUAAGUCCUCCCAUAGGGAUAUUAUGGUUGACAUGAUUAUGGAUGUCCUGAGGGUAUUAUCUAGCCCAAAUCUUGACAUUCGUAGGAAAACACUUGAUAUUGUUCUGGAACUGAUUACUACCCGCAACGUUAAUGAGGUGGUUCUUACAUUGAAGAAGGAAGUCAUGAAAACUCAAAGUGGGGAGCUUGAGAAGAAUGGGGAGUAUCGUCAAAUGCUCAUCCAAGCCAUUCAUUCUUGUGCUAUUAAGUUCCCCGAAGUGGCAAGCACAGUGGUCCAUUUGCUGAUGGAUUUCUUGGGUGAUAACAAUGUAGCAUCUGCCCUGGACGUUAUCGUUUUUGUUCGAGAGAUUAUCGAAACCAAUCCCAAAUUAAGGGUUUCUGUCAUCACAAGACUUUUGGAUACAUUCUAUCAGAUUCGAGCGGCAAGAGUAUGUUCUUGUGCUCUUUGGAUCAUUGGAGAGUAUUCCUUGUCUCUUUCUGAAGUUGAGAGCGCCAUUGCAACUAUAAAGCAGUGCCUUGGGGAGUUACCAUUUUUUUCAGUGUCUGAAGAAGAGGAGUCAGCGGAUUCUUCAAAGAAAUCUCAGCAGCCUACCUCGAUUACUGUUUCAUCUAGAAGACCCGCUAUCCUUGCUGAUGGGACUUAUGCAACCCAAAGCGCCGCCUCUGAAACUUCUUUCACUGCCCCUGCUGUAGUUCAGGGAUCUUUGGCUUCUGGGAACUUGAGAUCUCUUCUUCUCACUGGUGAUUUCUUCCUCGGGGCUGUUAUUGCCUGCACCCUUGCAAAGCUCAAUCUAAGACUGGAGGAGGUUCAAUUAUCAAAGAUAGAAGUGAACAAAGCAACUAGCAAUGCCUUGUUGAUUAUGGUCUCAAUGUUACAGCUUGGACAAUCUUCAGUUCUGCCACAUCCAAUUGAUAAUGAUUCUUAUGACAGAAUUGUUCUUUGCAUAAGAUUGCUGUGUAACACCGGUGAUGCUGUGAGGAAGAUCUGGUUGAAGUCAUGCCGUGAGAGUUUUGUUAAAAUGCUUUCAGAUAAACAGCUACGUGAAACUGAAGAGAUUAAGGCCAAAGCUCAGAUUUCUCAUUCACAGCCUGAUGAUCUUAUUGAUUUCUACCAUUUGAAGAGCAGAAAG
Messenger RNA from Striga hermonthica, 2646 nucleotides. Lineage: Eukaryota; Viridiplantae; Streptophyta; Magnoliopsida; Lamiales; Orobanchaceae. The record is from the annotation of a GenBank genome assembly.